AUGGGGGAUAGGACGGCGGCCUGGAGAGCUCUCAACAAGCGUUUCGAUGCUCAAACCCAGGAAGCUCGGCGUGCGUGUCACAACGAGCUGUUCAACCUGCGACACCUUGUGGGCGGUGAUCCCAUCGACUGCUUCACAAAGGGGUGGGAUCUCAAGCUUCGCCUUGAGGUGCUGGGGGAGGAAGGUCUCCAGGCGACGGCUAACCGCUUUUUUGUGGAUCAGCAGUCGCGCAACGCGUCGGGCCCCGUGGUCUCAGGCCAGGGGGCUACGAUGGCUGUCGCUUCCGACACCGACCUGUGCCACCGAUGCAAGGAGUACGGACACUUCCAGCGUGAUUGUCCCCAACAGGAGCAAAAGGAGAUCCAGGAAAACAAGCAAAAGGAGGGUGAAGGGUUGGCGGCUAACCUGGCGCCCCUGCAGUCAGCUGGCCAUGCCAAAUUUCUGCAACUCCCCAAUAUCGGGAGUGCUCACCUGGCGCAAUCGUCUCCGGCGGUGGCGCAACAGGCUCCGUCAGAGCCGACUUCGUUCGGGUUCUCCUUCAACGCUCUCGGAACUUCCUUGGCAGAGGCAACCUCGUCGUCUGCCUCUUCCCAGCCACCUCCGGCGGCGUCUGCCGCCACACAGGCGGCACCUGCAUCUGCCUCAUCAGCGUCGAGUGCGCAAGACCACCGGCUGCCUUCAGGGUUCUUCGGUGCGUUCAUGGCGACUCAUGCAGAGUUGUCGCUUGCUCCUUUUCGCUCCGACGGAUCGUCCAUCCGGAUGGUUGUUGACAGUGGAGCAACAGACAAGUACCUCCACCCUUGGCUUACACCAGGAUUGCGGGCUCACAUGCGCGACGUCGAACACCUUCGGGUCCCACACACGAUCGUCGCCGCGGGCCAGCAUGUCCUCAAAGGCGUUGCGACGGGGACUAUCUUCGGCGCCGUCAGGGACGACAAUGGGAACGACCGGCACGUCUCCUUUCGCGUCAUCUUGGUACCAGGGCUGGGCACCAACCUCUUCUCCGUGACAUUGGCGAUGCUAAAGGGGGCGGCGACGUUGUUUCAUCCGGAGAAUCCCAGACCACCUACGGUGUCCUGCGCCCGUUCCAGCACGUUUCCGUCGACACCCUUGGCCCCUUCAAACCUACAGCGUUGGGCGGAUUCAAGUACGCCACCAAGUUCGUGGACAGACCAGUGGGCGGAGAUAGUUCUCAUGAAGGACAAGACCUGUUCUGUAGACUCCCUCGCGUUGUUCAACAAAGGGACCGUGGUUCCUACCGGCGAACGCAUUCAUUGCCUCCGCGGGGAUCCGGGCACAGAAUUCACGAGUGCGGAAUUCCGUCAGUACUGUCAAGACAUCGGCGUGAAGCUGGAGUUCGCCUCUCCGAACACCCCUCAGCAAAUCGGAGCCAACGAGCUUGCGGGUCGGACGAUUUUGAAUGUCGUGCGCUGUCUGCUCGCUGACUCAACUGUACCGAACUUCAUUUGGGGGGAGCUGAUCCAGAUGGUAAUCUACCUGAGCAACCGGGUUCCUCAUGCAGCCCUGCAAAACGGGACGCCGUACAAGGCGCUCUACGGGAAGGAUGCCUACCUUGGUCACCUUCGGAACUCUGAGACGCGACGUGUACGGGUGAGUCGAAAUGUUGUCUUCAUUGAGACACCUCCCGUUUCGCCUGCGUUGGAUGAGGGUGUCUUCGACGACGGGGAGUUCACGUACGACAACCACGACGACAUGGUGCUCGUGGUGGACCUUCGCGAGGAGGAUCUGCGCGGGGAGGCAUCACGCCGCGUGGAGGUCGCGGCUCGGCAAGUGGAAGUGGUUCUCGUGGUGGACGAGGGUCCACGUCGACACCUCCUAUCACAAGGGACGGCUCCUUUGGUUUCACGGAAUACGCGUACGCUAUGGGGGCAUCUCAACCGGAUGUUCCACGAACGAUCCAAGAGGCAAGGGCCGGACGGAGCGCAGUGGAACACAGCUGCAGAGCGCGAGAUCGCGAGUCUCAAGGAACGUCAAGUUUACAAGCUCGUCCCGCCCACGGCAGUUCCCCCAGGGAGGAAGCGGACAACGUCCAAAUGGGUGUUCAAGCGGAAGGCAGAUGGCUCCUUCAAGGGGCGUCUAGUGGCGCAAGGCUGGAACCAAGUGCCUGGACUGGGCUGCGGCAGCACCUACGCUCCGGUGUGCAGGUUACAGAGCAUUCGGAUGUUAGCGUGCAUAGCCGUGCAAUUCAACCUGGAGUUGGAUCAAAUAGACGUGUUCACAGCCUUCCUCUACGUUGACAUCCUGGAGAACGUGUUCGUCGAACAACCACCUGGCUUCGAGGUCAAAAACAAGGAUGGAGGUGAUCUAGUGAUGCAGCUACAGGAGAGCCUCUACGGGCUGGCCCAAAGCCCCAGCAACUGGUUCCACACCAUCGACCCUUUCCUUGUUGAGAUAGGUUUCGUUUCGCUCAAGUCUGACACUUGCGUCUACCUGUUCAAGAUGACAAACAUGGGCGAGGUGAAACUUGUCUUGGGCAUGGAUAUUAAGAAGGACUGCAACCGAGGUACACUGACGAUUUCCCAGGAAGCGUACAGCAAGUCCAUCUUAGAGAGGUUCGGGAUGUCGGAAUGCAAACCAAUCAGCACGCCUGGCUACGGUUCGGAGCUCUCCAACAAGCAACCAGAGGACACGCUGCUAGACGAGGAGGAAACGCGACGUUAUCAGGGCAUCGUGGGAUGUCUGAUGUACAUCGCUCAAGUGCUCCGCUACGACGUCAUGUUCAAGAUGACAAACAUGGGCGAGGUGAAACUUGUCUUGGGCAUGGAUAUUAAGAAGGACUGCAACCGAGGUACACUGACGAUUUCCCAGGAAGCGUACAGCAAGUCCAUCUUAGAGAGGUUCGGGAUGUCGGAAUGCAAACCAAUCAGCACGCCUGGCUACGGUUCGGAGCUCUCCAACAAGCAACCAGAGGACACGCUGCUAGACGAGGAGGAAACGCGACGUUAUCAGGGCAUCGUGGGAUGUCUGAUGUACAUCGCUCAAGUGCUCCGCUACGACGUCAUAGGCUCCAAGCUUGCGACCUUUUCGGAAUCCAACUGGGCGAACAACCCGGACAACGGAAAGUCUUCCUCUUGCUACUUGACGAUGUUAGGCAAUGCACCGGUGAGUUUUAAGUCGGGGAUACAAGGUCCAACUGCCAUGUCUACCAUGGAGGCAGAGCUGAUUGCAUCGGCGCUAGCCAUGAAGGAAGCAGUGUUCUGUUCUAACAUUCUAACUGAGCUAGGGCUCGGUAAGGAGUUUGCCCAAGUGCCGCUGUACUGCGACAACACGGCGACGCUGCACGCGCUUGGAAACCGCUCCUUCAGCUCGAGGACAAAACAUAUCGCACUUCGCUUCUUUUACAUCCGAGAGCUAAUAUCUGAAGGACGGAUAUCGAUCCAUUACAUCCCGACGGACAGCAACAUUGCCGACAUCGGGACAAAGCAUCUUAACAAGCAUCGGCUCAAACACCUGCUGGACAUCAUCAGCNGCUAG
Messenger RNA from Ectocarpus sp. CCAP 1310/34, 3495 nucleotides. The record is from the annotation of a GenBank genome assembly. Lineage: Eukaryota; Phaeophyceae; Ectocarpales; Ectocarpaceae.